AUGUGCAGGACUGCUUCUGAUGGCCCCAUUAACACAGAGCAGCUCGAGCUCUCACAGAGACUGUACUCGUACCUUCUUGCGCACACACCAGAGCAUGAGGUGCUUAGAGAUCUGCGCCAUGAGACAGCGCUGCAGCAUGCAGGCAGAGAACGAAAUCAGGUGGCCCCGGAGCAGGGGCGAUUUCUCGCAUGGCUCCUUGAAACAUUGGGAGCAAGGAAGGUCAUCGAAGUGGGGGUGUUUACUGGAUACUCCUCUCUAGCUAUGGCCUUGGCUCUGCCAGGAGACGGGUGUCUGGUGGCUUGUGAGAAGGAUGAAGGGCCUUUGCAGCUAGCACGGGACUUUUGGCGGAGAGCCGACAUUGCUCAAAAGAUAGAUGAACGCACUGGUCCAGCUGUGGACUCUUUAGAGGCGCUCUUGAGGGAAGGGCAUGCAGACAGCUUUGAUUUUGCUUUUAUUGAUGCUGACAAGCGGUCAUACCAGCGGUAUUUUGACUUGCUGUUGCAGCUGGUCAGACCUGGAGGGGUAAUCGUUGUGGACAAUGUCCUGUGGUAUGGAAGAGUUGCCGACCCAGAGGAGACAGCCAAGGCCACUGUGGCGCUGCGGGAGUUCAAUGCACGAUUACUGAGUGACAGCCGCGUCUCCUUCAGCACAGUGCCCAUCGGGGAUGGGAUGGCGCUCUGCCGCCGGCUGUGA
Coccomyxa subellipsoidea C-169 is the source of this 693-nucleotide messenger RNA. Its product is annotated as O-methyltransferase. Bases 1 to 693 code for a protein of 230 amino acids. Gene Ontology annotation, molecular function: O-methyltransferase activity; S-adenosylmethionine-dependent methyltransferase activity. The record is from RefSeq and is a predicted model, not a curated record. The transcript is spliced from 6 exons. NCBI's taxonomy places the organism in Eukaryota, Viridiplantae, Chlorophyta, Trebouxiophyceae, Coccomyxaceae.